AUGGCGUCAAAGAGCGGCUGGACCGAGUCUACGGACAACCUCGCCAACGCGCCAAGGGUCGAAGCCCCAGAAGAACUGGUGGUGGGAUCAUCAAAGUUAUUCGAUGGCAACAACAUGCGAUUUGUGCCGAUGCCUACACCAGAUCCAAAGGAUCCAUUGAACUUGCCAACCUGGAGGAAAUGGGCUGCCAUUGGAGCACUUUGUUUCUUUGGGUCACUGGCCCUCUCCGCCGAGUUCAUUGUGGGCGCCUUGGUGCCCGUCUUUGUGCUGGAGUACUCCGGUAUCAACCCUCACAUUCUGAGUCAAAUCGACAUAGGGGCAUUGAACAAGCCCGGCGAAAUCAAUUUGGACCCCAUCAAGAUCCUUGCCGGCCUCGGCGGACCGCCCCUGUAUCAGGUAGCACUGCUGGCUUCUGUUCCGCUGCUUGUCAACGGCCUGAGUUCUUACCUGCUGGUGCCGCUUUCGGUCGCCAUCGGCCGCCGCCCUGUCCUUUUGCUUUCCGGGUUCCUUGCAUGGACUGGGGGUCUCUGGGCUGGCUUCUCCCAGGGCCUUGGAAGCCAUCUGGCUGCUCGAUGCUUCCAAGGUUUUGGCGCAGGGGCUGUCGAGGCUUUGAUUCCUUUGAUUAUCCAGGACAUGAUGUUCAUUCAUCAGCGCAACAAGGCCAUUUCAUCCGUUGGCGCCUCCCAGGGUCUCCUUGUUGUGAGCUUGGGUAUCGCGAGCCCCAUCAUUGUUUCCCGUCUUACUUGGCGCUUCAUCUACUGGAUCACCUCCGGUGUUGGUGUGCUCGCCUGGAUCGGCCUCAUUCUCUUGGUUCCCGAAACUCGCUGGCUACGCAGCGAUGAUGAGCUUGCCGGCAAGGAGGUUUACCCUCUCCGUCCUGGUGAACAUCGCCCCCGUAUUGACGAAGUGACCUACCGCCCUCGCUCCAACUGGGACGAGUUCGGCAUCAUGAACUACGGCUACGAGUGGAAGGAGGCGAAGCAAUCCACCAUCGACAUGUUCAAGACGACGUUAUUCCCCAACAUCAUCUGGGUCAUCAUCAUCAACUCCAUCCUUGUGUCCCUGCAGGGCGCUCUUAGCCAAGUCGCCUCUUCGCUUCUCAUUGCUGCCGGCUGGAAGUUUGAAACCCUAGGCUUCAUCGUCAUCCCCAUCGUCAUCGCCAGUCCCUUUAUCUGGUUUUUUGGCGGUUAUGUUGCAGACUGGAUCUCCAACUGGAUUGCCAAGCGCAACAAUGGCCAACGCGAGCCCGAGGCCCAUCUCGUCAGUCUCAUAUUUCCACUCUUGGCUUCCAUCGUCGGCCCGCUCCUGUUCGGUUACGCUGGAGAGCACAUUCGCGAACUCCCAUCCAUUGUUGUUCUGAUAUCUAUCUUCCUCGUCGGCUUCGGCCUGUUGACGGCCAACACCAUCUUCGCCGUCUACUUGGUUGAGAGUUAUCCCAGAUAUGCCGGCCCUGUGCUUGUGAACGUCUCCUCGGCCCGCCUCAUCAUCGGAUUCAUCAUGUCCUUCAACGUGACCACCUGGAUCGAGCAGCUCGGCUUCUUCAAAAACUUUGGCAUUUACAGCGCUGCCCUGGCAGGAAUAUCCAUGCUCUUGCCCGUCAUGUACAAGUACGGCAAGCCGAUGCGCGCCUGGACCGCCGGCCGCCUCGAUUCGAGCGUCAAGCCGGCCAAGGCUCUCGAGGACGACGACCAGUACUGGAACAACAACGAGCGCUCAGGCCAGUGGCAGGACGAGAAGAUGGGUGCUCCUGUCGGCAUGCCUCGACCGAUUUAA
This is a messenger RNA of Colletotrichum graminicola M1.001, 1773 nucleotides long. RefSeq names its product major facilitator superfamily transporter. The transcript is spliced from 6 exons. The record is from RefSeq and is a predicted model, not a curated record. Gene Ontology annotation, molecular function: transmembrane transporter activity. Gene Ontology annotation, biological process: transmembrane transport. Lineage: Eukaryota; Fungi; Ascomycota; Sordariomycetes; Glomerellales; Glomerellaceae. The coding region runs from base 1 to 1773 and encodes 590 amino acids.